GUAACCAGGGGUGGACUGACCAUUUGGAAACUCGGGCACUGCCCUAGGGCCCGGGGUCAGUAGGGGGCCCCAUGAGAUGCCCUGGUACCUUUUUCAUAGGAUUUUUUGAGUUUGGACAAGGACACAGGGGCCCCAUCAUUCACUAUUGCCCGGGGGCUCCAUGAGUUGUCAGUCCGCCCCUGGUGGUAACGUAAAGACAGCAGCGGGUAUCCUGGGUGAUGUAUUAGACCAUAUUUUACCCAGAACCCCCACCAGGGAUCUGUCAUUUAGUGGCAGUGGGGUAGCA
Messenger RNA from Staurois parvus, 286 nucleotides. Lineage: Eukaryota; Metazoa; Chordata; Amphibia; Anura; Ranidae. The record is from the annotation of a GenBank genome assembly.